UCCAUCGUUCCAUAUCCAUUAAUUCCAUAUUCCAUUCUAAUCCUCCUUUCAUUCUUUCAUUCCGCAACCUUUUUGAGCGAUCGACGUGCAAAUUUGUUAUUGCAGCUGUAAAGAAAAAUGGAGAACGAUUUGGGUAACCUAGUCGACUUGUACAUCCCUCGAAAAUGUUCAGCGAGUAAUCGUAUCAUCCAUGCCAAAGAUCAUGCAUCUAUACAGUUGACUUUGGCUGACGUUGACCCAGAAACAGGUCGCAUGACCGAUACUCACAAGAUGUAUGCAAUCUGUGGAGCAAUUCGUCGAAUGGGAGAAUCCGAUGAUUGUAUCGUAAGAUUGACGAAGAACGAUGGAUUAUUAUCUAAGAACUUUUAAUCUAAGUUAUAUGAGUCUAUUUCCAAUAAAUUAAAAAAAUAUAAAGCA
Molecule: messenger RNA, 417 nt
Organism: Atta colombica
Lineage: Eukaryota; Metazoa; Arthropoda; Insecta; Hymenoptera; Formicidae
Gene: RpS21
Product: 40S ribosomal protein S21
Exons: 4
Coding region: 118-369 (83 amino acids)
Biological process (GO): endonucleolytic cleavage in ITS1 to separate SSU-rRNA from 5.8S rRNA and LSU-rRNA from tricistronic rRNA transcript (SSU-rRNA, 5.8S rRNA, LSU-rRNA); endonucleolytic cleavage to generate mature 3'-end of SSU-rRNA from (SSU-rRNA, 5.8S rRNA, LSU-rRNA); translation
Cellular component (GO): ribosome; cytosolic small ribosomal subunit
Molecular function (GO): structural constituent of ribosome
Source: RefSeq, a predicted model, not a curated record